Molecule: messenger RNA, 686 nt
Organism: Caenorhabditis sp. 36 PRJEB53466
Lineage: Eukaryota; Metazoa; Nematoda; Chromadorea; Rhabditida; Rhabditidae
Source: the annotation of a GenBank genome assembly
AUGAGUAACGGACUAGUUUCUCAAGUCGCGGUCAGCCAGGACAAACCGUUGGACCGCGAAAAGAUCAGUCCAAUGCUUCUCCGUGUUUUCUGUGCUAACCUCAAGCACAAUCCCAUCAACGAGUACAACAAUCGAAACGGAGGAUCCGUGCCAGCUAACGAGCUCCAAAUGUACACAUGGUAAGGGUAUACUAGGGUAUAGCGCACAAAGGAAAGAAAACUCAUUCGCUUGGCUUUAGGAUGGAUUGCACGCUACGAGAGCUUACAAGUCUCAUCAAGGAAGUGAACCCAGAUGCGAGACGGAAGGGAACCACCUUCGACUUCUGGAUUGUUCAGGCGGACCGCACUUCGAUCAGAUACAUCUAUCGUGAAGUCGGAAACACAAUGAACGGACAACGAGGAAUCGAUGACAGCAAGACGGUGGGUAAUACCAACAAUAGAUGACAAUUACCUGAUUUACAUUUCUUUUUACCUGCCCCAAAUCUUUUUUUUCUGGACAAUAGUCUUAUCUGUUGAUCACAGGUUCAUUCCUAUUCAUAACAAUUCCAGCUUCAACAAUGCAAGUUCGAGGUGGGAGACUUCAUCGACGUGGCGAUCACCACGCCGAUUCAGCAACGCCGAUUCAACCAUCGGGAGGGAGGGGACCGUCGCGACUUCGAUCGUCGUCCGCGCAGUCCGAUUCGCUGA